GGUGUGCAACGAGAGGAAAAACACACAAACAAAAGCGUUAACUUGAGGUUUUGGCGAUGCCGCCUACUGAGACCACCAUUACGCAUUGAUUAGUUCCCCCCACAGUGAAGCAGCAGAGGAAUUUCUGGGUGCAGAUAUAGGACCACUCCUCUCUCUGCAUACGAUUUUCUCUCCUCUCUCCACAGUCGGGGCUUGUUGGUGAGGAAGGGGGAGGAUGGUCUUGCAGUCGACGAGAGGAACAGGAGUUUAUUGAGGAGUAGCUGCAACGGGAGGAAAAGCCUGUGCACAUGAGCCUUGCGGAUGUCAAGAAGAGAAAAAAAGAAAGGCUCGCGCCUGGACAGAUGACCGCUUUGUUGAGACACUGGCGCUUGAAUUGUUUAACUUGUUGAUGCAACGUUUUUCUACUGUUUCCCCCCCUUCUCGUCUGGGUGCAGUGACACAUAGAUGGGUGGCGGAAUCGCAAGUAUUCUCUUCCUAUGAUAGGUAUUUUAUUGAACUCGCCGUGGAUGCAGUUUAAAGAGAAACCUUCUUUAAGAUGCAAUUCAUCUCCGAGCCGUAGCACUGUGAUAACCGGAGCAGGGUCGUUUUAAAAAAGAAACUACAGGUCAGCAUGGCAGCAGGUGUAGCGGCAUGGCUUCCCUUCGCCCGAGCAGCGGCCAUAGGAUGGAUGCCCGUGGCGAGCACCCCGAUGCCCAUGCCUCCUCAAGACAAGAGGAAAGCCCAGGACGGACUCAUUAUCCUCAACGUGAGUGGGACCAAGUUUCAAACGUGGCGAACCACUUUGGAGAGGUACCCGGACACUUUGCUGGGGAGCACGGAGAGAGACUUCUUUUUCCACGAGGAGACGAACGAAUACUUUUUCGACCGCGACCCUGACAUCUUCAGACACAUCCUCAAUUUCUACCGCACGGGGAAACUACACUAUCCGCGCCAAGAAUGCAUAUCCGCGUACGACGAGGAGCUCGCGUUCUUUGGCAUUAUUCCCGAGAUCAUCGGGGACUGCUGCUACGAGGAGUACAAAGACCGAAGGCGCGAAAACGCGGAGAGGCUUCAGGAUGACGAGGAGAUGGACAUGAACAAUGACGUCACGCCAGUCAACCUGACGUUCCGGGAGUACCUGUGGCGGGCGUUUGAAAACCCCCACACCAGCACCUUGGCUCUGGUCUUCUACUAUGUCACGGGGUUCUUCAUUGCCAUAUCGGUGAUGGCCAACGUGGUGGAGACGGUUCCCUGUGGGACUUUGCCCAACAGGUCAAAGGAGAUUUCCUGUGGAGACCGUUACGCUCUGGCCUUCUUUUGUUUGGACACCGCGUGCGUCAUGAUCUUCACGGUAGAGUACCUCCUCCGAUUAAUCGCGGCGCCCAGCCGGUACAAGUUCAUGAAAAGUGUGAUGAGCGUCAUCGACGUGGUCGCCAUCAUGCCUUACUACAUCGGCCUGGUGAUGACCGACAACGACCAGGUGAGCGGUGCUUUCGUCACCCUCAGAGUCUUCCGGGUUUUUCGGAUUUUCAAGUUCUCCCGGCACUCCGCUGGGCUGCGCAUCUUGGGAUACACCUUGAAGAGCUGCGCCUCCGAGCUGGGCUUCCUCCUCUUUUCGCUCACCAUGGCCAUCAUUAUCUUUGCCACGGUUAUGUUUUAUGCGGAGAAAGGCUCCACGGCCAGCAAGUUCACCAGUAUCCCCGCAGCCUUUUGGUACACCAUUGUCACCAUGACAACACUGGGGUACGGUGACAUGGUGCCAAAAACAAUCGUAGGGAAGGUGUUUGGGUCCAUAUGCUCUCUGAGUGGGGUGCUGGUCAUUGCCUUGCCUGUCCCUGUCAUAGUGUCAAACUUCAGCCGUAUCUACCACCAAAGCCAGCGGGCAGAGAAACGACGAGCACAGAGGAAAACUCGCCUUGCUAGAAUCCGUGCUACGAAGAUUCGAGGCACUAAUGCCUAUAUGCGCUACAAACAAAAUGGGCUCCUGAUCGACUCACUGGAGGAGGCUUCCAAGGAGGCAGGACAAGCCCUGGUGGGGAAGGCCCCCAGCCCUCCUUUUGAGAGCCAGCAUCAUCAUCUGCUGCACUGCCUGGAAAAGACCACGAAUCAUGAGUUUGUGGACGAGCAGACCUUUCAGGCAAACUGCAUGGAGGUCUCCGUAAUGAACAAGUCCGGCUCCCGGGCCUCCUCCGUGUCCUCGUCUCCGCACGGCCUCGGCUCAUGCUGCUCUCGACGCCACAGAAAGAAGAGCAGCUUCAGCCUGCCCAGCACAAAUAACCAGGAGCUCAGCACCAUACAGAUAAGAGAGAGGCCAGUGGCUAACAGUCGCGCCAGCCUGAACGCUAAACUCGACGAGACCGUGCCCUUGAAAUGUGAUGAACCUUACAUCACUCCCUCCAUGGUCAGCUUAUCUGCCCCGGUGGUGACUUCAUCAGACGGGGACGGCUCCACCACCACAGCAUACUCUCAGAGCAACAUUGUCCGAGUAUCUGCCUUGUAGAUGUCACGCCUAUCUGAUCGGCUAACUGGUCUCAAGAAGCACCAGAUGCUGAGGAGAGGGACCACCGAGCAUCAACCUGCCAUAAUCUAAGAAGGAUUAUAAGAUUAACAGAGGUCGAGGGUUUUUUUGAAGUUGUUAUCUCAUCUGAUGUCAAACUCUGCAUGGUAUUAAAAUGAUGUGGACAGCUGCCUUGGAAGUGAACCAGCAGAUGUUGCUCCAUCAAGCACAGCAAGAGCAAGGAAGAGGGUGAGGAACGCGUGGUCAUCGUCGUUGCCUAAAAAUACUGAGGAAAAAAGAAAAACAACUUUAUUUUUGAUUAUGUAAUGUAGUCAUAUUUGUUGUCUAUGAUUUAAGGAGGAAAUGCGGAUGUUUAAAGGUCAUUCUCGAUGGCCUCUGAUGACAAAGCACACAUAUUCAUUGCCUGAAGGCGAUCUUUGUGAAUAUUAAAUCAGUCUCCUUUACACAUCGCGGGACAUUCGUUUCACUCACUGCUUGUUUCAUCGAUUGUUUUGAACCCCCCCCCCCCCAACCCCCUUCAAUGAAAUGUUUUCUAACGCUCCCCUCACUGUUGUAAAUUCCGAAAACCGUACAUCCACUGGAAUGGAUAACUGUUGUGAAUAUUCAUUAACUGACUCAUUAACUAGUUGAAAAACGUCGCUUGAUGACGAGUAAAAUAUACUACGCAUCCUGACCAUGUUUGUGAAAUGUGCAAAGUGAAAGUCAAAUGACGAAUUCUGUGUUAGCUUACAUAUUUGACAUCCUGAUAUGGAUCUGUGUGACAGCCGCUGUCGUUAGUUAACAAUUGAUACUGAGAACUAUACAGGGUAUAUAUUAGUUAGGUCACAAGGUAGAAACAUAAGUGAAUGUUCUCGGCGGCACUUAACUAAUACUAACCCUAAUGUGGACACGUGGUAUUUGGACUGAAAACUAUAUGAGAGAGUGUUGAGCAUCAAAUCCAAUGACUUACCAAUUCUUAUGAUAUUCAAAAGCAAGCCUCGGUGGAGUUUACUGUGUCAAAGGGCCAUUUUGUACACUUUUCAUGUUGUAAAUAUCUCAGUUAGGACUUUCUCGACCGCAUUUGAAGCUGGCUCCUCUCUUAUUUCUAGAUUUAGUUGACACUUGUUGGCAUUCUCUUUCUGUCUGUUAACUGGUUGAAUUAAGGAUUUGCAUGCUCUCAUUGCCGAAUUCUGUUUUAUUAAAGUAUGUCUCUUCUUGUUGGUUUGUCAGUAAAAACAAGAUUGGUGGGAAGGAAACAAGUGAGCCUGGUAUGUCAUGAUGUAAAUUCUGCUUUUAAUGAAACACAAGUCUUGUCACGGACCACAUAUGUAAGCGGCAAGGGAAAAGGGGACAAAUGAUCACACACAUUGUGCAUUUGGUGCAGUGGAUAGAAUAAAUACUGUAGCUCUAUGGAAACAUCCA
Oreochromis niloticus (Nile tilapia) is the source of this 3898-nucleotide messenger RNA. RefSeq names its product potassium voltage-gated channel subfamily D member 2. The coding region runs from base 611 to 2479 and encodes 622 amino acids. Gene Ontology annotation, biological process: protein homooligomerization; potassium ion transmembrane transport; action potential. Gene Ontology annotation, cellular component: postsynaptic membrane; neuronal cell body; dendritic spine. The transcript is spliced from 7 exons. NCBI's taxonomy places the organism in Eukaryota, Metazoa, Chordata, Actinopteri, Cichliformes, Cichlidae. Gene Ontology annotation, molecular function: protein binding; A-type (transient outward) potassium channel activity. The record is from RefSeq and is a predicted model, not a curated record.